AUGAAUUACGACAAACUCAGUCGUGCGUUGCGAUACUAUUACGAGAAGAAUAUCAUACGUAAGGUGCAUGGACACAAAUUUGUCUAUCAAUUUAUGGGUCUUCGAAAUUUGAUCAAGAUCUGUCAGGAGGCUUCGAGUAAUGCAGCCUCCACACGUCCUCCAAUGGAACCACUAUUAACUGACUGUUCGCCGACAGAUACGAAACCAAGCACAGACUGGGAUUUACCCCCGGGGACUGCGUUACACAUGGACUCGUCACCGAACUGUACUUGUCCGCAGAAUGAGGACUCCGUUGUCACUUCGACCGCGGUUAACAAUCUGAAUAAUACGAGCGAACGUUUGGGUUCCUUGAUCUAUGCACAGAACGGGUUGACCACCAAACCAGGUGCUCGAGGGAUACCCACUCACCCUCUGGAUGGUAUUAUUGAUCGAUGGCCCACUGUGACUAACCAGUCCGAUGGAUCAGGUAAUGGUGGCAUCACUACUACCGUCACUGCGACAGCCACGACCAACACUAUUCAGCGAUCCACUACCCAAAACAAUCCGUCUCCUGGAUUGAAUGAGAACAGUCUAACCCAAGAUGGGCAUUCGAAAACGCCCCCCGAAUCUGUGGAGCAUCCGGCACCAUUUACUCUACCUAUGGAUACACGUGAUUCCAAUCCGGACGUUGAAGUUAACACGAAUCAAACAAGCAACGAUUUCUCCAAUUUGCUUUGUUCCCUUGCUUCCUUCAUGUCAGCUGGGCAGUGGAUGCCACUAUGCUGUGUCAACUCGAAAAAUGACUGGACGCUUCUGAAACCACCUCGCAACACAGUCAACAAUAUUACUUCUAGCAAUAACGUAAUAAACACCUCUAGCACGAUUCAAAAUCCGGAAAUCGUGCUAUUUCCCACGGACCCACCAAUGUCCAGCCUCGCCACCCCUAGCCUACAAUCUGAUUCCACAUUCCCAUCACUUUCCAACCUACCCAUAAAUCUCACUCGUGAGACCUCACCGACCAAGUUGCAUCAUCAACGUCAUGCUAUUAAUAUGCAGCGGUUAGGUGAACAGUUAUCCCUCAUCAGUCGCAAUUGCCAUUCCCAUUCCAUAGCGAAAUCAACACCGGUGGUUCAGGGGAACAGCGCAACCUCUCCGGGACUGGUCAGUAUCAGUACAAACAGCAAUAGUAGCAACAAUAGCGGCAACAGUAGCGGCAGCAGCAACAGCAGCAGUAAUGGGUCAACCGCAGCUAACCAACACACGGGCUCUUUAAGUACUGCUCGUGUACCACCACCUGGCCUGAAAGAUACCGUCCCUGAAUGUCCAAAAACGAUGCAGACAUUUGGUUCCUCUAUGCCGGAUCAUUUCACCCGUUUCCCACCCACUGCUCCGAGCAGCAGCAGCGGCUGUUCACCAAAUGGAGAACCUUGCGUCUGGAUGCCUGUGCCGGUGACGAUGCUGACUUCAUGGAUUAGGCUAUUGUCCGGCAUGACCAGUCCGGGCGGAUUUGCCAAUCAACCGGGUGAUUUGGGUGCUAGGAGAACACCAGGAUCACGACAGCCCGAGCCGGAAGCGAACACAACAAAUUUGAUCCAACCGCACAUGUUUCCCCUGUCUUCUGUGGUCGAACCAUUUGCUGGUCUGAAAUCGGAACCGCGCGACAAUGACCAUUUCAGUGGGGUAUAA
Messenger RNA from Echinostoma caproni, 1665 nucleotides. The record is from the annotation of a GenBank genome assembly. Lineage: Eukaryota; Metazoa; Platyhelminthes; Trematoda; Plagiorchiida; Echinostomatidae.